CCCCGUAGAUUUCUGGUAUACCUCUCGAGGAGACCCCAACUUUGCUUUUUUAUAAGUGGGUGGGACCAAAGGAGGGGCGGGGCCAAGGACAAGGUAGCAGACUUGCUGGUCUCGCGUUUGUGUGGAAGAAGCGCCCUAUGUUACCAUGGAGACAGGACAGGGGACAGGAAAAACUGACGAAGGGGAGCCGCUUGAAAGUGCAGACCUUGGACCUUUGGUUUUUAGUGGCUCUUCAGAAGAGGAUGUGGCUUUAGCCAAGCAAUUCUGGGUCUCGGCGUCCAUGCAUCCACAUCCCGAGUCUCGAUUAGUGUUAAGCAGCACCGAGCAGCGACUGCCGGUAGCUCAAACUUUCAGGCCGCCUUUUGUUGAAAGACAUUUCGACUUUGCGUAUUACAAAACUGAAGAGUAUCUUGAACAAGAAAGAAAGUUUCGUGAAAUUGAAGAAAAAGAAAAGUACAUCCAAAAGGCCAAGAAAAGAGAAGAAAUUCUUCAUCUGUUAAGAAAACAAAGAGAAGAAAGAAUAGAGAAAGAACGGUUUUCUCGUCUUCAUAAGCCAAAGGCCAAAGUACCCCCAAUAAGGAUCGAGCGUACAGAAUCGGAAAUAAUGGAUGAAGAAGAAGUGAGGGCCUUGAAUCCUGAGUGAUGGUGAAGGAAAGUAAUCUUGCUUUUGGAUUAUGCCACACAAUGGCAUCUCUUUUCAAGUUUUCUUUUUAUUGUUCUGGGUUAAAAGGUCAAUGAACUAUAUUUACAAAUAAACUUUCAAGAUAA
Monodelphis domestica (gray short-tailed opossum) is the source of this 768-nucleotide messenger RNA. RefSeq names its product HOATZ cilia and flagella associated protein (gene HOATZ). Lineage: Eukaryota; Metazoa; Chordata; Mammalia; Didelphimorphia; Didelphidae. The record is from RefSeq and is a predicted model, not a curated record. Gene Ontology annotation, biological process: cilium assembly.